AUGAAUCGUGUAGAAGCAUUGCGUGAAUUGAUAAAACAACAUCAAUGUGAUGCAUAUCUGAUCACGGAUAGUGAUGGUCACUAUACAUUCUAUUCAUUAUCACAAGAAAAUCGUCGUCUCAACUGGAUUACAGAAUGUCAAGCACAAUGUGGAUUAGCUAUUGUCACUUUACAUGAUGGAGCAUUCUUUCAGACUCCACCCAAUUAUCGAUUAUUAGCAAAAGUGGAAGUCAAUACUGAUGUGUGGACUCUUGUCGAUGAUCUUGCCCAAUGGAUUAGUAAUCAACGGUUGUCAUUGAGAAGAAUUGCUUAUGAUCCUCGUUUGACACCUCUAUUCGUUAUUGAACAAUUCUCUGCUUUGAAGUCGAGUCUUUAUCCAAUCGAUUCAUCAAAUAAUUGGAUCGAUAUCAUUUCUAAAACAGAAACAUCUAGUGAACGAUCAACAUUAACAUCCAUUUGGUCACUGGAUGAACUUCGUUUUGCUGGACAAACAAGUGCAGAAAAAGAUCUUCCUUAUGAAAUUCAUCCGUAUGAAAGUUUCUUUACCUUUCUUUCAACAUUGAAAGAAAAAGAUGUGUGGCUUGAUGAACGUACAUCUGUUACUGUCCUUCAACAUCUUCCAUCUACUGCUGUUCGUGUCUCUCGUUCACCAAUCCAACAGAUGAAAGAGAUAAAAAAUUCCGUAGAACUCGAAGGAUUUCGUCAAUGUCACUUUCGUGAUUGUGCUGCCGUGUGCCAAACCUUCGAAUGGCUUCAAAAAAACAUGGAGAAUGAUGCAUCAAAUGUUACUGAAGUCGAUGUAGCUAAGUAUCUUGAGAAUAGACAACGAGAACAAGCAUAUUUCAUUUCUAUUGCCUUUGAUACAAUUUCUGCGUCAGCAAUGAAUACAGCUUUGGUUGAAUAUUCACCCUUCGCUGCGAAGACGAAAAAAAUCGUUAGUCGCGACUUGUUUUAUCUUGAUGGUGGUGGCAAUUAUCUCGAUGGAACAACCGACAUGACACGUACUCUUCAUUUCGGACAAGCGACACAAGAACAAAUUCAAUGUUACACUCUCUUAUUAAAAGCGAUUCUUUCUAUUGAAAUGACGGGAUUCUCAUCCGAUGACACUCUUACUGGAUGUUACAUUCAUUCAUUGUUGAAAGCGCAAUUUGCUUCUAUCAACGAUGCAAAUGAACAUCUUUCGUUUGGUCAUGGAGUAUCACAUGGAAUGGGAGUGAUUGAAGGUGGGAUUUCCAUAUGCGAUAGUCAGUCUUUUGCGACUUCGAUUCCCAUUCGACCCGGAAUGGUAAUCACACUUGAACCUGGCAUUUUCUUUGAAGGAAAAUGGGGAAUACGAAUCGAGAAUGUCUAUGAAAUCAUGGAAGAUGAACAACGAUUGAUUCAUUUCAUUCCAUUAACUUUGCUGCCUUAUUCUCGUUCAUUGAUUGAUAUCAAUCUUCUUACUCCAGAAGAAAUGAUAUGGAUUAAUGCUUAUCAUCAACGGUGCCUUCAGUAUGUUGAUGGAGGAACGUGGAUGAAACAACAGAUUGACCUCUUCCUCUAG
Molecule: messenger RNA, 1542 nt
Organism: Rotaria sp. Silwood1
Lineage: Eukaryota; Metazoa; Rotifera; Eurotatoria; Philodinida; Philodinidae
Source: the annotation of a GenBank genome assembly